CUUUCUUUUUAUACAUAAACAUAACACCAUGUCUGCAUUUGUGAUCGUACAAAUGACAAACAAGCACUACUCUAUGCUGCUCAAAACUCCCAUCCGAAUAGUCAGUAGCAAAUUAUAUAAAUAUGAAAAUGUACUUACAGGCUGUGAGUCAGAAGCGCCAGACUGUCUUUGCAAAGUUGGAAUUGCCCCACUUUAUAGUGUGCACAGCCAUAGGCUACUCUCUCAGGUUCAGGAAACAGUCCUCUGUAAAAUGCGUUGCACACACUCAAAUAUUUGCAUUGUACUGUUCUGUAACAGUGCUGUGAAUAUAACUUAACCACUGAUUUCUAGUUGUGUACUCAUUUAGAAGGCUAAACAAAGUAGUUUUGUUUUCGCAAUGAAUCACAGUGUCUCCACAACAUGGCGGCAGCUGCAGUAAUACUACAGAGAGAAUAAAAGUUACACCUUCUUUUUUUGAGUAUACAUUUGGGCAGUAUUAUGCAAAUCUUCCCACACAGUGACGUGGAUUUGUGGGGGCGUGUUUAAAUGAGCUGUUUUAGGAAGGUGUAGCUGAGUCUUAACUUUUAUAAAAAAUAUCUCUUUGGGUUUUAGACUUUAAUCUUUGCAACUUUACAGAGCUUAUAUAUGCACAAACAGCUUGUAACACUCCAAAAGCAAAGGAAAACUUGAAAUCACAUCAUAACUGAAAUCAUGACAUCAUGAAACAGUCUAGUAAUAGUCUAAAGAGAGUUAGCUGACAUGUAGUUGCAAAGGUACUUAUAAUUAGUAAAACGUCUAAAGCGGCCUUCUGAAAUAAAGUGUAACCUAGAGGAAUAUUUAACAUACUAAUUUGCUAAAGCAUGUGUUUGUUUGCACAAAUGCAAACAUAUGUGCGUUGGAUGCUUUGUACUCGCCUACCAAUCCCUCCCACAGACAUUUUGGUAACUAUGUGGACUGUGGUUAAGAGAUCCUUUCAUUUCAAGUGACCACAUCGUCACAUCUCAUGAACUUCUUCAGGGACAAUUAUAUUUAAGUGCUCCACAUCGAAGCUGCUCCCUCUCGAAAUGAAGAACUACUGGGUAUUUGCUUUGCUUUUUACAAAUGUUUGCUUUAUGAAUGCGAUUCCAAAGGACACAUUUUUCCCUUUUGGAUUAUCUGAAGGGGAUUCAGUUCUUCAGGAAGGUGAUGAUGAAGUGUCUGAAGCCUUGAAGAUAAAAAAGCCAUUACAGUUCUACAACGUCCAGUUCAACAUUUUUUAUGUUUCCACAAAUGGGUUCUUGUCCCUUCAGCCUCCUCCUGACGAGAGUCAGUAUUUAAGAAGCAUGUUUCCUCUCAGCUUCUCUGCCAUCGCACCCUUCCUGACAGACAUUAGUUCAGGACCGGGGAAAGGAUCUGUGUAUUACCGUGUGGAGGAAUCAUUAGAUGUAUUAAACCGGGCUUCUGAAAUGGUGCAGCAGAGUUUUACCAGUUCUACAUUUAAGCCCAGCCACACAGUCAUUGCCACAUGGGACAAUGUUGCAUGUGAAGAGGAAGGGCUCCAGCUCUCAUUUACACAUUGUGUAACCAGUUUCCAGGUUGUGAUGGCCGGCAAUAGAUCAGAUACAUAUGCCUUGUUCCUGUAUCCUGAGGAUGAGCAGCAGAUGCUAAAUAUCAGUUGCAAUCAUACUAACAUGUCAAAUGGACAUGCCAAACCUCAGGUUGGUUUUAAUAGAGGUGAUACAUCCACCACAGAAGAGCUCUUCUACAGUCUGUUUGCCUCUAAUGAAACCAGCAAGAACCUUUUUCAGGCAGGGAACACUGGGAUACAUGGAUUGUGGAUUUUCCACAUCGGAUCCAGCCGGUUCCCAUUCCUGAAGGUAGUUCCUGCUUCCAUCCCCAAGUCUGAUUCUAUAGGUUUUGGUAGCUUGCGCAGCAACACAGAUGAAGAUUUCUACAUUAUGGUAGAAUCAGACACUCCUUCAGGUAAAUCUACUUCUACAGCCCAAAUGGAGAUCCCAGCUUCACUUGUUCAACACCCCUCAAAACCAAACCAAGAACUGCUACAAGCUACUUCAAAAAAUGUAACUAAAUUGUGUGGCCUGCAUCUGAAAUUCUGCUCUCAGGAUGGUUAUUGCACUGACUAUCAAACUGGUCCGUGUUGUCAUUGCCGUUCUGGUUAUUACGGCAAUGGCAGACAAUGUUUACCCCUGGGUAUUUCUCAGCCUUUGAGUGGAAAGCUGAGUGGCCUUGUUUCUGUUGGAGACACUAAAGUUAAGCUAAACAAUGUGGACAUCCAUGGCUUUGCUGUGGUGGGAGAAGGUCGUGUUUACAUCUCCAUCAGUCCUGUCCCAGGUCAGGCAGGUUGGGCUCUGAUGGCUGUGAGCCCGCUAGUCUCCACAAUUGGCUGGCUGUUUGCUCUUGAGCUCCAAAAUCAUCUGAAUGGCUUCAGCAUAACUGGUGCUGAGUUCUCUCAUCAGGCAGAGCUGGUCUUCAGCCCACAAGGUCAGCGUGUUACCAUUAUUCAAGAGGCUCAAGGAAUGGAUUUAUUCAACCACUUGAAUUUCAGCAUUAGGAUCAGUGGAGAUUUACCUAGCAUUCCCAAUGGUGCAAAAGUUCAUAUUCUGCCAUAUAAAGAGACCUAUCAAUACAACAAAUCAGCUGUGACAUCAUCUUCACUGCGAGAGUACAUGGUGGUGUCAGAAAAUGGUGGAUCUGAGACAUUCUCCUACAUGCUACACCAGAAUGUGAGUUUCCGUCCCUGUGAGCACGGCCCAUGGACCAUACCGGACUUUCAGCAGGUGAAUGUGGAGCAUCUGAUGGUCAUGUUCACAGAAGGAACCACCCUUAGAUAUGCCAUAACUAACAAAGUGGGACCUGUAGGAGGUGAGCUCCCUGGGCUUGAGUUGAACCCUUGUUCGACUAGGAAGCACCAUUGUGACCCAAUGGCCCUCUGUCUGCCAGGGGAUGGCACUCAUUACCACUGUCAGUGUGCAAUGGGCUUCCAGGGGGAUGGACGCAACUGCUAUGAUGUAGAUGAGUGCGCUGAGGGGCUCAGUUCCUGUGGUCCUCACUCCGAGUGUGUGAACAUGCCGGGUGGCUAUCACUGCAACUGUCAAACUGGCUAUGAGUUUGACCUCGAUUCACAUGUGUGUGUGGAUAUCGAUGAGUGUUUUCUUCAGCUCUGUCAUCCGUUUUCUUCCUGCUUCAACACCCAGGGCUCCUUCCACUGCCAGUGCUGGCCUGAAUACAGAGGCGACGGCUUCCUCUGCCAACCACCACAGAAGCACAGACCCCCAUUAACUGUGUGCCAGCAGCACAGAGAAAGUCUGCAGGAGAGUCUAAGUAUCUACCCUGGUCUGGAGGCCUUCAUUCCUCAGUGUGAUGAAAAAGGGCAGUACAAGCUCCUGCAGUGUCUGGGCAGCACUGGACACUGCUGGUGUGUGGACAGUAGAGGGCAGGAGAGAGUGGGCACCAGGACAAUGCCUGGCACAGCGCAUGCCAACUGUGAUCAACCAGCGGCACUGCUUCCCCGUGCGGAGACUGUGUGUGAGCGCUGGAGGCUUUCACUCAUGACUCACUACAGUGGUCAGCCGUCUUCUCAGGACUACAUGCCCCUGUGUGACGCUCACGGGAAUUUCCUGCCUGUGCAAUGUUAUGGCAACAGCAGUUUCUGCUGGUGUGUGGACAGUCAAGGCGUGGAAAUGCUUGGAACACGCUCAUACGAUGAUGUAAAGCCCCCCUGUAUCUCAAUUGAUGCUUCAUCAUUGAAUAAUGCACUGAUGUAUCCUGUGAUAAGAUCCUCUCCUUCAGGGCCUGCUAUCCUUUACACACAAGCCUCACAGAUUGGAGUCAUUCCUCUUGAUGAAACAGAUCCAGUUCAAGAAAAAUCCACUAUUUUACUAGCCUUAAAGGACUCCACUGUGAUUGGAAUCGACUAUGAUUGUCAGGAGAACAUGAUAUAUUGGACAGAUUUUGGAAGACACACCAUUAACAGAGCGGUCUUGGAAUUUAGGUCUGAGCCUGAGGCUAUUAUCAGCCAAGGCUUGGUUCAGCCGGAGGGAAUUGCGGUAGACACUGUGCACAGGAAGUUGUUCUGGGUAGACAGUGGGAAAGACAGGAUCGAGACCUCCAGUCUGGACGGCAGCAACAGAAAAGUGUUGAUUGAUUCAGAUUUGGUGAAUCCCAGAGCCAUCAUAGUGGAUGCUAACAGUGGAACCUUAUAUUGGACCGACUGGAACCGUGAUGCUCCCAAAAUAGAGAGUUCAUCACUGGAGGGGCAUAAGAGAAAAGUACUGGUGCAAGCGGGUCUCAUGCUGCCCAAUGCCUUGACAUUAGACUUGGAUACAAAUCACCUGUGCUGGGCAGAUGCAGGAACAAAGAAACUGGAGUGCAUAUCUCCAAACGGGACUGAGAGACGUGUGUUCCAGGAUGCUUUGAACUACCCUUUCAGCCUGGCCAUCUAUAACAGACACUUUUACUACACUGACUGGGAGAGGGAUGGGAUAGUGGUAAUAGAUCAAAGCACUGGGAAAAACACAGCAUAUCUCCCUAUUCAGCAGUCACACUUAUAUGGGAUUACAGUUAUUCCAUCUCAGUGUAUAUAGCUCCUGGAGUCGUCAGCCCUUCCUCCACCAUGGCUCGUCCCUCCGUCGACUCCGCCGUGGGCUGCCAUCAUAGCUGUGGCCUGGGUCUUGCCUGGCUCCUCCUGCUCCGGGUCCCUUCUGUCUCCUCCUUGGCUCCUCCCUCCAUCUGAUCCACCUUGGACCCUUCUGUCCCCUCCAUGGCUCCUCCCUCCGUCGUCACCACCAUGGACUUUGUUUGUUGUCCUCCUCCCGGAAGCCCAUCCUCCGCCAGAGCCUCCUCCUACACAGACUUUCUGUUGUCAUGCCACGUCCACUCCUUUGUUUUUGUUUUUGUUUUCGGGGCGCAAGGUCACACCUUCUUCCUUCAGUAAUGUCACACUAUAAUAUAAUCCACUAUUUAAUAUAAUCAUUGUGGAUUAUAUUAAAGACUUUUGGAUUUCACCUUCAUCCUUGUGCGAGUUCGUCCAUUAAAAGUUCAAAGCAAGAGGAAAAUCUGUGCUGAAACAGCGUAAUGAGAAUCAUUCAUAAAUCUGCUGCUAUCAACAAAAAGAAGUACUGAGGUCUUCUUGCGGGUUUCCGCCAAAAUAAAAGUUAACAGUAAUAAAUGUUAGUAUUGUAAUUUUACUGUUGUUUUGUAAAAUAAAAUAAAAAAGUAAGACAAAAAUAAUGAUAACAAUAAUUACAACAGCUCUAUUAAUACAUUUAUUAUAACAUUCACACAUAGUGUUCAAAUUGGGAUCUGUAAUAUUUUCUAAUGUUUUAAAAGAAGUCUCUUCUGCUCAGCAAGGCUGCAUUUGUUUGUAUAUUAAAAGCACAUGCAUGAUUCAAGAAGGGGGUCUUAAAAUGGGCAAAGAAUAUUAUUAUACUAGCUUAUUAAUUUUAAGUUAAAUUGUGCUUUGUUGGUAAGCUAUAAUGUC
Molecule: messenger RNA, 5458 nt
Organism: Labeo rohita (rohu)
Lineage: Eukaryota; Metazoa; Chordata; Actinopteri; Cypriniformes; Cyprinidae
Gene: nid2b
Product: nidogen 2b (osteonidogen)
Exons: 20
Coding region: 1044-4562 (1172 amino acids)
Biological process (GO): cell-matrix adhesion
Cellular component (GO): basement membrane
Molecular function (GO): calcium ion binding
Source: RefSeq, a predicted model, not a curated record